AUGACAAUUUCUUCUGCUGGAAUACUCCUUCAUGAACUCAUACUGGAAAUUCUGUCAUGGCUUCCUGUGACGAGUCUCAUGCGAUUCAGGUGCGUUUCAAAGACAUGGAAAUUUCUUAUAUCCGAUCCUUACUUGGUGAAAUUGCACCUUGAAAGGUCUUUCAGAAACCCACAAAUCCUUUUACUGACGACACAGAAAUUCAAGAGUCAAUGUUUCUCUGCUCGUUUAUGCUCUCUACCUUGUUUAAUCCAAAAGCCUGCACCCUCUUCUUGUGGUCGUAUCUUGCGAUGCCCCAAACCCUAUAAAUAUUUAUUGGGUUCUUGCAAUGGUUUGCUUUCUCUACAUCACUCUCUUUCCACAAAGGAGUAUGAAGAGCACUGGGUCUGCUUUUGGAACCCUGCCACCAAAAUUUGCUCCAGACCUUCACCAAGAUUGCGUCUCAAUUUCGACACUGAUGUUCACCAUGAUAUGAAUUUUGGAUUUGGGUACGAUGAUAGGAGGGACAGUUACAAGGUGGUAGCAAUGGUUGUGAAAUUUCGUACACGUCAAACGAGUGUGUGGGUUUACUCCAUGAGUGACGUAUGUUGGAGACGUUCUUCAAUGACCCAUGCGACUUUUUUCACUCUUGACAGUAAUGGAUACUCUCUGAAUGGCACUGUUAACUGGAUAGGAGUUUCUUUGGGAGAAUCGAGAACUAAGAAGCUACAAAUUUUGUCGUAUGAUCUAAAUAACGAUACAAUCAGAUGUUUAUCGGUGCCUGAAUUCGUCCCCAUAGAUUCUGGUGUUCCUUCUAUGGGAGUUUUAAAUGGUUGUCUUUGUGUUUCUUUAGAAAAAGGGAGGACAGUCUUUGUUGUAUUGGCAUUGAAGGACGUUCGAGACGAAAGAUCUUGGAGUCGGUUGGUGAGUAUAAGUUAUGAAACUCUGAAUAUCUCUCCUUAUUACUAUAAGGUGCGGAUUUUGUGCAUGUGGGGUGAUCUUCUGUUUCUCGCAUAUUCAAAUGGGAGUGCUUACAAUAUCAUUAUCUUUAAUUUGAAUGAGAAUAAAGUAGAACGUACUCAAACUUACUACAGGAAGUUUCUCUGUUACAUCUUCUCGUGUCACUAUGUUCCAAGCUUGAUUUUGCCUAUUUGA
Molecule: messenger RNA, 1131 nt
Organism: Vigna angularis (adzuki bean)
Lineage: Eukaryota; Viridiplantae; Streptophyta; Magnoliopsida; Fabales; Fabaceae
Product: F-box/kelch-repeat protein At3g23880
Exons: 1
Coding region: 1-1131 (376 amino acids)
Molecular function (GO): protein binding
Source: RefSeq, a predicted model, not a curated record